Molecule: messenger RNA, 5982 nt
Organism: Aedes albopictus (Asian tiger mosquito)
Lineage: Eukaryota; Metazoa; Arthropoda; Insecta; Diptera; Culicidae
Gene: Ehbp1
Product: EH domain-binding protein 1
Exons: 14
Coding region: 1203-4415 (1070 amino acids)
Biological process (GO): actin cytoskeleton organization
Cellular component (GO): microtubule organizing center; filamentous actin
Molecular function (GO): protein binding
Source: RefSeq, a predicted model, not a curated record
GUGAAUUCGAGAGUAGUUGCUUGCGGAUGAACCGUUCUACGCCCGAUCGCGAAGAAUAAUAAUUUGGUGGUGGCCAUUGACCAUCCGUCUCGGCAGAAUCACCACAGGAAAGGCGCAGCUUUCGAGAACAGUUACGGGGUAAUAAUAAUUCUGCUGGUGAGAUUCGUGUGCGGUAAGCGCGAUUUAUCGGACGCGUGUGGAAGCGAGUGCCGUCGAUUUCGGAAAAAAGAGCGAUUGAUUGAGUGGAAUUUGGUGCAACUAGAUUUUCCGCCGAUGACGAUGAUGAUGGCCGAAGAAGCAGGAGGAGUGUGGGUUCAGGACGAGUCUACUGGUGGCGAUUUGCAGCAGUGAGACAGCAGGCAGACACUCUUCCUGCUCGCAUCAGAUCAGAACACUCCUCUUCGGUUGGUGUCAUCCGUCACGGCGACGAAAAAAAUAGCAAAGUGAAAAAAUAAUGAUUUUCAACCUUGAACGGAGCGCACAUUACCAGUGGAAUCAUCGUCGUCGUCGCAGUCGUCAUCAUUAACGCCGUAGAAGCUCGGGGUGAUUACUCCUUGAUGGUUGUUUGUUCAGUGAGAAAAGUCACGCAAAAAUAUUCAGAAUUUUGUGCGUCGUUUUGGUGCGGCAUUGGACGACGGUAUCGUCCGGAUUUCGCGUGACAGAACCAAGUGUCCUUUAGUUGAGGAGUUUUCAAAUAUCAGUGCUUCUGGGACACAGAACGAGUGCUUCUACUAAACUAGAGGAAGGUGCGGAUCGCAAGUUGCAAAUGAAGAAUGUUCUAGCGUAAUAUGUGAGAAGGACUUCAAGAUCCACGAAAUCCUCGUCAUAGCCGGUCUGUAGACUGCAGAAAACAGAGCCCCGAUCACAACAACGGAAUCAACGGAGUACAGGGGCCGACGAGGCAAACGGAAGAAGAUUCUUAUCAGCACAAGGGCGUGAAUUGAACCGAGAAAGCAAACAGUGAUCAGAAGCAAAAGGCAAAAAUGGCUUGCGAAGAAGAAGUAGUGUUGUUAUUGUUGUCGUAAAAGUGGAGCACCGCCAAGAAUAAGACGGCCUGUGCGCGGAGUGAUAUCCCGGAAAAGGGAGUUGCCCCCGAAGAAGAAGGCAAGGCAAGAAAGAAAGGAAGAGAACCGAGCAUAGAGUUCAGUUAGGAAUAACAUCACCGCCGCUCACCACCACCAGUACCCGCCCUAACAUAAACAAUGGGCAGCGUUUGGAAGCGGCUGCAGCGCGUCAACAAGCGGGCGGCCAAAUUCUCCUUCACCGUGUCGUACCAUGAGUUGCGGAUGGAAACGACGGCCAAAUGGCGCCCAAACAGUUUACACGUAGUAUGGACACGUCGUUCCCGUCGGGUGGUGUCCAGCCCGAUGGCGUGGGAACCGGACCUAGUCAAUCCGGUGUGCAGCACAAUGGCCUGGCCGAUGCCGGACAACCACACCAUCGCCGUUACACUCUUCAAAGACAUCCGAACGCACGAGCUGGAGGACAAAGACUGGACGUUCGUGCUGGAGGACGUUUCCCAGAUGGGCAAGAAGCGGCUGCUGGCGUCCGCUACGAUAAAUAUGCGCAAAUACGCCAGUAUAGAGUCCACCCAGCAAACGUUCAUGCUGGAGCUGAGGCCCGUCUCGAAGAAGAUACUCUCGGCACAGCUGGAGCUGACGCUGAGCUGUGUGUUUCUGAGGGAGGGUAAAGCAACGGAUGAGGACAUGCAGAGUAUCAUCUCGCUGAUGUCGGUCAACAAUGUGACCGACAUUGCUCCGUUGGACGAUUUGGAAGACAUUCCGGAUUUGGAGAACUCGAUAGAGAUUUCCGAGCACGUGUUGGAUUUCACGCAACAGUUGGAACAACUGACGAGUAGUUUGCACACUUCGGAUCUGGCGACGCCUAUGAGUGUUCCAUCACUUUCGGAUGACCAAACACCAGUGAUGAGUGGCUCUAAGGACAUGUUCAAAGAGGUUCUCAACGAUCGAGGCUAUAUUUCUCUCACAAGCGAAGGAGGUAGCAACAUAGAUCCAGAUGAGAAAGACUACAGUAAACAGAAACCUCCUGAAGUAACUAUAGAAGACCCACCACGGACAGAUCCGGACUUCCGGAAAGAGCGUUCCCCUGUGGUGGAAGAGCAUCAUAAGCUGGAAGAGGAACAGCUUGAUCCUCUGGAAGCGCUCGAAGAGGAAAAGAGUCCACCGCCGAAGCCGACGAAACCACCGGCACCGGUGGCACCCCUUCUACCCCUAAGCUCCCGCAUAGAUAGCGAACUUACCAAAAAAUCUCCCGAAGAGCGACAGAGCAGUCGGGCGGAACUGAAACCGCUGAAUCUGAUCAAGAGCUACGAUCAUCAACCGCCGGAGGAGAAGAAAGCCCCGGUCGCUGAGCCAGAGCCGCCUGCACCGCCGCCCACGGUCAAUGUCCCAGUGCCGGAACCGGUGACCGAUCCGGUGAAGAAACCAAUCCUUCGGGAUAGCACUCCGGGGCAGGAUUUGCUCGAGUGGUGCAAGGAAAUUACCAAAAGCUACAACGGAGUUAAGGUUACCAAUCUCACCACCAGUUGGCGCAAUGGGAUGGCCUUCUGUGCGAUCAUUCAUCACUUUUACCCUAGUUUAAUCGAUAUGAGUAAGUUAUCUCCCGGCAACGUGAUAGAGAACUGCCGGACGGCGUUCGACGCAGCGGAGAAGCUGGGCAUCCCCCGAGUCAUCGAACCCCGCGAUAUGAACAUGCUGGCUGUGCCGGACAAGCUGGCCGUGAUGACCUAUCUGUAUCAGCUGCGGGCGCACUUCACCGGCCACCAGCUGGAGGUGCACACGAUAGAUUCGGGCAUUCCAUGUCAGGCUUGCUACCUAGCGGCCGAACAAGCCAUGUGCAUUUAUUCUCAAGCGAAAAAGUUGCAGCGGGGUGAAACCUCGGACGAUUCCAGCUACGUGAUCGGCAACUACAAAUCGGACAAACUGACCAAAGACCUGCUCAACCUGAACGACAUGAUCACCCCGAAGGAUGACGAUCCGUUGAAGCGGGAAGCCAGCAAAGCGCAACUGCUGGCCAACUCGAAGGCCCUGCUCGGGAAGGUGCUUUCGCCUACCAAAGAGAAGCUAACAUUUGGAACGCCGGCGGCCGCCAUCGACGGCGGAAACGGCCCGCUGCUGCCCAACGGUACGUUUGCUGUUGCGGGCACCGAGAACGGUAGCAACAGCGUAGGUGGUGGUAGUAGUAGUAGUAAUAGUUCCGGCGGCGACGAUGCCGGUGGACGUGGUGUUGGUGGUGGUGUUUGUGUCGGUGGCGGGAAUGAUAUUAGCAAUAGCAGCAGUGCAAUCAAUAACAAUAGUAUCAAUAAUAAUACAGCGGAAUUGAACGGAAAGGCGAAACUGAUGCUGAGGGCGGGAGGAUGUGAUAUGACGACGAGAAACAGCGAACAGGAUGCGGAACAGAGCGCGCCAGUGCUGGAUUCGGCAAUGACAAACACAAUUCUUUUGCGGCAUAAGGAAAUGAGUGAGAAGGCUAAAUUAAUGAUUGAAAAGCUUAGAGCGACUAGUGUAGAUAAGGGUGGUGACAUUGAUGCUAACGAACGCCAAACGCGGUUACGAGAACAGGCGCGGAAACUGAUCGCCGAGACGAAAGCCAAAACGCUGACCCUCGAUUCACCGUCGUCUCCCACGAAGAUCAGCACGGCGCAGAGGAUGAACUUCUCGCCGGAGCGUACCAUCUCGCCGAUCAACAACGUGCCGGAGUUUAUCUUUCCGAGCGUUGCGAUGUUCGGCAGCGGCCGGCAAAACGGUAAGGACUCCUCGCCGGUGCGGUUCGGUGCCGGAGAGGUACGAACCGCCGACGAGCGCGAUGCCAACCGGAACCAUCUGCUGAAGCGGACGACACCCUCGCCGAACAAGCUGUCUCCGUCGUUGCUGGAGAUGAUUACGCCCAAGCACGAGGGAAGGGUGGAAAAAGUCAACUACAUCCAGAGUGAGUUGAACAAACUGGAACGGGAGCAGGAAGCCAUCGAUCAGAAGGCUAACGCCCUGGAGAAGAAACUACGAGCUGUGAUGGGAGGCACAAUGACAAAUGUGAGCGAAACCGAAGAUCAACUCAUGUCCCAGUGGUUCACGUUGGUCAACAAGAAGAAUGCCUUGCUGAGGCGGCAGAUGCAGCUGAAUCUACUUGAACAAGAGAACGAUCUUGAGAAAAAGUACGACAUGCUGAAUCUGGAACUGCGGGCGGCCCUCUCGAUCGAGGACUGGCGCAAAACGGAGGAACAACGGGAGAAGGAAGCCCUGCUGCUGGCCGAACUGGUGGCCAUCGUGGACAAGCGCAACGAACUGGUGCAGAACCUGCACAGUCAGGAGCAAGCGAUUGAAGAUGACGAUGAAAUUGAGCGCAAGCUGGAAACUGUGGACAUCAAUCACAAAGACGAGAAGUGCGUCAUACAGUAGACGGGUGGAGCUGGCGGAACUUGAAUGAAUACUCAAAAUUCGGUUGAUGCGAGGUGGAUUGUUACCCUAAGGACUUUAAUGGGAUUGCCGUGCGUCAUCUAGCGCGUAAUUGUAGAUAGCUUCUUCUCACACGUAAGUAUAGAACUAUUUCUCUCGCCGUUCCAAGGAACCUGCCGCGACCCGAGUACAGGAAUAUCGUAACCGUUCGUACUACUACAAACUCUAAGACGUGCUACAUCAUCAUCAUCUUCAUCAAUAUCGGAACCAGUGAUCGUCGUAAUUUCCAAAAAGAAAAACCAUCAAAUUGGUCAUGUUUUGUGACGCGGAAAAAAAACGGAGGUACAAUCGUCAUUGCCGCACCGGGAAAAUUGUAAAACAAAAACUAUUUACAUUUGAAUAUCAGUUGAGUCGAAGUUUCGGGAUAUUUAUCGAUUCAGUCAGUGUGUUGUCUUUAAGUAUCGAUUCCGUCCGGGUGAUUUGAUUUCAUCGAGCUAGAAGGGUGAAACUCGAUGUGCGCGUAUCGAUAGGGGUUGAUGGAAACGUAGGUACCUACUGCUGCAACCUUUUCAUAUUCCUUACCAAGUCCCCACAUACACUUAUCCCAUUUACGUGCAAACGCGCUGUUUGUUGUCCUCUUAUUUGAUGAGGAGGGAAGCUGUUUUCUUUUCGAAAAGAGGGAUUUCAUUAAGUUUUAGGUUACCGUGUUCGGCUCUCAGUUGUACAUAUCUGUUUUAAUUUUAAAUCAUAUUUUAACCAAAAAAGAAAAUCGAAUCACUUGAGCUCUCCAGAAAACCCAUUACCAGUCGAUGGAAUGAGCUGCUCAAGAACUCAUAUUACGAUUAAAGAAAUGUGUGUGCAAAUAUUUUACUCGUUUUAAAAUUAUUUUUGAGUGGACAUUAUUAGCUCGGAAGUCGGCAAGGCGCAGAGACAAAUUAUAUACCCUUUUCGCGGUAAUGAUUACAAUAAUGCUAUAAAGAAAGGAAACUUUUACGUGAUACCAAUUGUGAAAAACUCCCAAUACAUUAACAUAUAUUUUAUUUUUGUAAGCUUUUUAGUACGUCGAACUUAAGUAGAUUUUCUCUGAUAUCUAAAAUUCCAGAGAACAACGUAGAUUUUGCGCUAAAUCCAAUAUGAACAAAAACGAAAGAAUUUUCACAGGAACUUUGAAAGGGUUUCAACCAAUCCGGAUCGGUAUCUAUUUUGCAGCCAGUCUAACAGUAGCUUUGGCUUACUUUUCUCGGCACAACCGCAGCAAAGGGAAUAGAUGAAAGUCAGUAAGAACAAGAAGAUUAUAACAAAAUAUGAUAUUCUAGUCAUUCGAGUAGUAGUUUUAGCUAAACAAAAACGGGGAAACUAAUUUAAUAUUGUAUUUGGAUAAUGAUAGUAUUAUGGAUUCAUCUGUGCUCUAUAUAUACACAAUACACAAGAAAUCACAAAAUACUUACUACUGCUAGACGAACAAACGAAAAUGACUCGACUAACCAAAAAGCCCAGAAUAAAACGGUAUAUAAUGGAAACAAAGAGCUCUAAUAUAUUUAUAUAUAUGUAGUAGUCAUUGCAGAGGAAA